Messenger RNA from Castor canadensis (American beaver), 1750 nucleotides. It is a transcript of the gene Hsph1, whose product is annotated as heat shock protein family H (Hsp110) member 1. Gene Ontology annotation, cellular component: nucleus; cytosol. Lineage: Eukaryota; Metazoa; Chordata; Mammalia; Rodentia; Castoridae. Gene Ontology annotation, biological process: protein folding. The record is from RefSeq and is a predicted model, not a curated record. Gene Ontology annotation, molecular function: ATP-dependent protein folding chaperone; ATP binding.
AUCAGUCAUAUCAUUUGGAUCAAAAAACAGAACAAUUGGAGUUGCAGCCAAAAACCAGCAAAUCACUCAUGCAAAUAAUACGGUGUCUAACUUUAAGAGAUUUCAUGGCCGAGCAUUCAAUGACCCUUUCAUUCAAAAGGAAAAGGAAAACUUAAGUUAUGAUUUGGUUCCAAUGAAAAACAGUGGAGUUGGAAUAAAGGUAAUGUACAUGGAUGAAGAACAUCAAUUUAGUGUGGAACAGAUAACAGCCAUGUUGUUGACUAAGUUGAAAGAAACUGCUGAAAAUAAUCUUAAGAAGCCAGUGACAGAUUGUGUCAUUUCAGUUCCUUCCUUCUUCACAGAUGCUGAGAGGCGAUCUGUAUUAGAUGCUGCACAGAUUGUUGGCUUAAAUUGUUUAAGGCUUAUGAAUGACAUGACAGCUGUUGCUUUGAAUUAUGGAAUUUAUAAGCAGGAUCUCCCAAACCCAGAUGAGAAACCUCGGAUAGUGGUCUUUGUUGAUAUGGGACACUCUGCUUUUCAAGUAUCUGCCUGUGCUUUUAACAAGGGAAAAUUGAAGGUUUUGGGAACAGCUUUUGAUCCAUUUCUGGGAGGAAAAAACUUCGAUGAAAAGCUAGUUGAACACUUCUGUGCAGAGUUUAAAACUAAGUACAAAUUGGAUGCAAAGUCCAAAAUUCGAGCUCUUCUUCGUCUGUAUCAGGAGUGUGAAAAAUUGAAAAAACUAAUGAGCUCUAAUAGCACAGACCUGCCAUUGAAUAUAGAAUGUUUUAUGAAUGACAAGGAUGUUUCGGGAAAGAUGAACAGGUCACAAUUUGAAGAACUCUGUGCUGAACUCCUGCAAAAAAUAGAAGUACCCCUUUAUUUAUUGAUGGAACAAAUUCAGCUCAAGGUAGAUGAUGUGAGUGCUAUUGAGAUAGUUGGAGGUGCCACACGAAUUCCAGCUGUGAAAGAAAAAAUUGCCAAGUUCUUUGGAAAAGAUGUUAGUACAACACUCAAUGCAGAUGAAGCAGUAGCCAGAGGAUGUGCACUACAGUGUGCAAUUCUUUCUCCAGCAUUUAAAGUUAGAGAAUUUUCUGUCACAGAUGCAGUUCCUUUUCCAAUAUCUCUGGUCUGGAACCAUGAUUCAGAAGACACUGAAGGUGUUCAUGAAGUGUUUAGUCGAAACCAUGCUGCUCCUUUCUCCAAAGUUCUCACCUUCUUGAGAAGGGGGCCGUUUGAACUAGAAGCUUUCUAUUCUGAUCCUCAAGGAGUUCCUUAUCCAGAAGCAAAAAUAGGCCGUUUUGUAGUUCAGAAUGUUUCUGCACAGAAAGAUGGAGAAAAAUCUAGAGUAAAAGUCAAAGUACGAGUCAAUACCCAUGGCAUUUUCACCAUCUCUACGGCAUCUAUGGUGGAGAAAGUGCCAACUGAGGAGAAUGAAGUGUCUUCUGUUGAGGCAGACAUGGAGUGUCCAAAUCAGAAGCCACCAGAAAAUCCAGACACUGAUAAAAAUAUCCAGCAAGACAACAGUGAAGCUGGAACACAGCCCCAGGUACAAACUGAUGGUCAACAAACCUCACAGUCUCCCCCUUCACCUGAACUUACCUCAGAAGAAAACAAAAUCCCAGAUGCUGACAAAGCAAAUGAAAAGAAAGUUGAUCAGCCGCCAGAAGCUAAAAAACCCAAAAUAAAGGUGGUGAAUGUUGAGCUACCUGUUGAAGCCAACUUGGUCUGGCAAUUAGGGAAAGAUCUUCUUAACAUGUAUAUUGAGACAGAG